UAUAUAUAUAUAUAUAUAUACAUCUGUGUCUGUAUCCCCACCAUUCCCCGUCUUCUAUUGUUGAUCUGUUCGGUGCAUUAAAACAAAAAGAAAAAGAGGCGUCAGAAAAGAAGAUUAUAAUUACAACAAUAACAACGAAUAAUGCCUUAACAAAAAAAAAAGAGAAAAAGAGAGAAUCGUUCGGUUUAUUUCUUGUUUUUUUUUUUACAAAAAGAAAACAACAAUUACUACUACUACUACUGCUAUCCUUACUACUACUACUACUACUACUACAAUAAUGAAACCUCACUGUUGCUACUGUUAUUAAUUAACUACAAUAACUAACCUGACCAUGGUAAAAUGGUAUCAUUCUGGACAUAAAAUAAAGAUUGCCAGCUCUGUAUUUUUGGAAUGAGUAACAGGAAAAGAUCACGAAAUUUGAUUCUGCAAAUAAAACUACUUUCCAUAUAAAAGUAAAAGUUGGCAUGUUAGCUCACCUGACCACAAGGGAACGUUAAUCUACCACACUGUACUAAACUGGGUUUCCUCUAUGGGUUUCCUCUGUCCAUCUGUUCAGAUCUUUACGGAUAGUUUCCAGUGCACCUAUAACUACUGGGAAGCAGCGAGAUAGCAGAAUCAUUAGCAAGCCAGAUGCAUUUUAUCCCAACAACAAUCUAAAGUAUUUAAAGGAAGAAGUAAACUGAUUGGGUACCCCCCUGCAACUUGCACAUACCAGCUUUCUAACCUCAGUCCUUAACUGUGGUGAUAUAUAAGACAAACAUCAAGAUGCUGUCUUUAAAUUUACAAUAUCCAAGCUGGUCAUAUAUUACUUUAUAAAUAGUGGACCAAGAUUUGUUUAUGAGAACCAUGGAGCAUUCUAGGACUAAAAUCAUUUUUCCUGGUCUUCUGACAGGGUACUUCAUGUUCAGUGUUGGAUAUGUCUACCUCUGUCAAGGAACAUUUGUGAAUAAUGGUAAUGUAACCAGCCAGAAUAAAUCAUUGGUAAACCACAGUAUGUUCGACGACCAAAGUACUGCAUCUUUUGAUUCUGAAAUAAUAAUUAGUAGUACUCACUUACCUGGCGCUGCAGUACUGCAAUCAACAGGUAGAAUGAAAAAGCCUCCCCUAACUUCCACUACUGCUGCUAUUAAUAAGGGCCAAAACGUAGGCAAUUCAGAAUCCAUAACUACAGCAUCUGUAUCUUCACUAUCAUCGGCCAAUCCAGCAAUAAUUCGUUCCCCUAUUUUGGAAAAUGUUAAUGAAGCACAAUUAAAAAGUUUGUCUAGUAAAGAUCAGUUUAACCUAAAAAAGGCCCCAGUUUAUAAGAUUCCUGAAUUACCCCAUAGUCACUGGAUUUCUGGCCCAGCAAAUCACACAGUUAUACAUCGAGUUAAAAAAGAUACAUGGCCACAGUCACUGAAAACCUGCACCCCACCUGGAACACCAAUAUUGGCUAUUCACCAGUCAGUACCAGAAGACACACCCAAAGACAGCACCUUGCCUGAAUGGAGUGAGCAAUUAAAAUCAUUGUGUGCUGAUAAUGAAGAAAGGAUUUAUUUAAUCCUAGAACAGGCUCCUGCAAACCCUUAUUUUGGUAUUGACAAAGUUACGGGUGCAUUGAAGGUUAUUCGCAGUCUCGACGAGAUUGAUAGUCCUGAAGACCAUGUACUUGUUAUAAAUGUGAGGUGUGGGAAUAGCAUUACUAUUGUGCUGACCUUGAGUAUCAAAAGAAUCAAUCGUUACGCACCUGUAUUCACCCAAGACAACUAUCUGUUUAUUACGCGACGUAAUGUUACCGUCGGGAGCUUUGUUGGACAAGUCAGUGCUUUCGAUCAAGAUGUUGGCCCCAACGGUCAUAUACACAUGUACAGGAUUUAUGGUGGCAAUGAUGACAAAAAAUUUUCCAUCAAUGAACAGGGCAUGAUUACAACUGCUUCCACAUCAACUGUAUUUCCAGCAGACAGAAUUUACACUCUCAAUAUUGAGGUGAAAGAUAGUGGUCACAAACCAAAGAAAGGAACGUCCAAAGUGACUGUAAUGGUCAGUAAUAUGAUGUGUGAAACGCCACUGUUUAACCAGGAGUUCUAUUUUUUCUACCUCUCCCAUAGUCCAGUUCCAGCUGACCACCCUCUUGGUUAUAUUGGCUAUGAGAAAAAUGGAUUUGAUUCGAUAUCUGUCGAUAUGGAGAAAUCUUCUGUGAAGGAGUUCUUUGUUUUUGAUGAACCGUUUGGCAAGAAAGUAUUGUUAAAGAGCAAGAGGGAGAUUUCGUUCAAUGAAGUCCUUACGUCUCUGUCAGCGUUUCUAGUCACCCAUAACCUGUUGCGUUUCUCCAUCUUGAUUUGCUCUUCGACUUCGGUACAUUGCGCACGUAGCAGCAUCUUUUUAUCUUUGGAGCAGGUCAACAAGUUUGGGGACCAGACAAAAACAGUUAAUAUUUCCGAGAAUAAUUCCCCAAAUGCUGUAGUUAUUAAUACAGGUCAUUUCAUGGGGAAACCAAAUAGCAUAUAUAGAUUCGUUGAAAAAUACCCAGAUUUCAACAUUCACCCAAUAACAGGUGUCAUAACUACAAACAGAAGUUUUGAUCGGGAAGCUGGGGAUCGCCGUUUUAUUAUCAGAGUAGAAGCCAUUAGUGAUGCUGAAGAUUCGUGCCGCAAUAUUGAGGAUAGAAUGAUGGUUAUUGUGAAUAUUCUUGAUGAAAAUGACAACAAUCCAGACUUCAACUUUGUCAGUGGGAAAACACUGAAUGGAACAGUACCCGAAAAUUCCUUAUCGGGCACUGAAGUCAUUCUGGACACUCCUGCACAUCAACUGGAAGUCCAAGAUAUUGAUGCUGGAGAAAAUGGUACUGUAACUCUAAGUCUCAAUGGAGCAACUCAGUUUCGUCUUCGCAAAGUCGAAAACUCUAGCUAUGUUGUUUAUGUCAAAGCCAAUUGGUCCCUUGACCGUGAAUGGCGCAGCAAUUACAAUGUGAGCAUCACUGCUCGUGACGGUGGUGACCCACCAAGGUCAUCUGUCAUUUAUUUAUUCAUUAAAGUUUUGGAUGUUAAUGAUCACAGUCCACAAUUUCAGUAUACUUCAUAUAAUAUGACAGCCACUGAAAACUCCCCCCUCGGUAAAGUUAUUGGCUAUGUUCAUGCUGAUGAUGAAGACUCCGAAGUCAAUGGUGAAAUUGAAUAUUCUAUUGUGAGUGGAUCAAUGGAGAUGUUUGAAAUCGGUGAGAAAAAUGGCAGUAUAUAUAUCAGCCAACCUAAACUGGAUCGAGAGAAGAAAGACAUUUAUCACAUCACUGUGCGUGCACAAGAUAAAGGUUUUCCUCGAAAGCAGGCACAUACAGUUGUGAACGUAUAUGUUGAAGAUGUUAAUGAUAAUGCACCAGAGUUUUCGCAACAGGCCUACACAGUUACUGUUCCUGAAAACACACCAGUUGGAGACAUUAUUUUCCAGGUGGAUGCACGUGACAGAGAUUUAGGAGCUGGCGGUCAGGUCUCUUUCUUUUUGGAGCCUCGUUCCAAAUUUUUCUACAUAGACAAGAACAAUGGUAGUAUCUACUUGAACAAAUCUCUUGACUAUGAAACAACAAGGAGACAUUUUACUUUCAACAUUCUUUCUCAUGAUCAUGGCACCCCAAGCAUCAGUUCAAUUGCUCCAAUUGAAAUAAAAGUUACUGAUGUAAAUGAUGAAGUUCCAGAAUUUUCUCAGCCGUUGUAUGUUAGCCAGAUCACUAAAACUUCGCCAAUAGGUAAAGCCAUUACAGUCGUCCAAGCAAAAGAUACAGAUUCAGAGAUCAUUUAUUACUUGACACCGUCAUCUUCUGAGUUCACCAUUGACAAAUCAGGUGUCAUUGUCCAAACUGAGAACAUUGAUAAAACAAUAUUCUCACCAGGUAUGCUGUAUAAGGAAUUUAAUGUUGUCGCUACAGACUCAAUCCACACCGCCAAUACAUCUGUUCAGAUUUUUGCCACAGAAGAUGAACCAAUUGAGUUUAGACACCCAGUCUACAGACUUAAAAUUCCAGAAGAUAUUAGGCCAGGUGGCAGAGUUUUCCGAUUGAAAAUGUCACGUAAUCGUAACUCUGGCAUCUUGUCUUCCGACCCAAGUUUGGCCAAUUUGACUUAUCAUAUGAUGUUUCCUCUCGACUGGUUUACCGUCAAUUCAACAACAGGUAUCAUAACCACAACAUCUGAAUUAGAUCGAGAAGUACUGACCAGUUCUUACCAACAAUUUGCUGUCGAAGCAGUAGAUUCAACAGGUCAAACAGUUGCCACAACUGCUAUUGUUGUGAACAUCACUGAUGCCAAUGAUAAUGCACCCAGAUGCACUUUCCCGCUGUAUAAAUUUACGCAUGUAGAAGAUUCCUUUUUGGGUUCCAUUGUUGGAAGAAUUCAUGCCACAGAUGAAGACAGUGGGAAAAAUGCCAGAUUGAAAUUUAGCAUCAUCGGAGGCAAUGUCGGAAACACGUUUAAGAUUACAAACAAUGGUGACCUAAUGUUGAAUGAAAUUCUUGACCGAGAAACAGUGAAUAUCUACAAUUUGACCAUUUUGGUCCAAGAUGGUGGUGACCCUCAGCUUAAUGGGACAUGUUCAGCCAUUGUAUCAGUGGAAGAUGUCAAUGAUAAUGACCCAGUCUUUGAACAGCCCCAAUAUAAUGCUGCAGUCCGGGAAGAAGCACCACCAUAUCAAUCUGUCCUACGCGUACGGUGCUUGGAUAAAGAUGAACGAAGUAACAUUCGCUACCAACUCUUAACUAUCGACUCUCUUUUUGCCUUGAAUGCUGAAACUGGUGUUCUUGAAACAAUAGUCCGUCUUGAUCAUGAAACACAUCCUGGCAGUUACCAACUAUAUGCCGAAUGUACAGACGGUGGGGAUUUCCCCCGCUAUUCCUCUCCUGUUAUUUUGAAUGUUACAGUAGAAGACAUGAACGAUAACCGGCCAACAUUUAUCAAUGAAACUUACCACGCCCAGUUAUAUACCAAUGCUACGAUUGGAAGACACAUUGCUUCGCUAUCAGCAACUGACAAAGAUAAAGGACAAAAUGGAGAAAUAUCUUAUUAUAUAAUAGGUGGUGACCCAUUUGAAGAAUUUGAAUUGAAUCCUAAAUCCGGACUGUUAACAACAAAAGUAUCAUUCCAAGACCGUCUGUCUGGUUCUCGUAUGUUGUUUGUGGAAGCCAAAGAUGGCGGUUAUCCCGAUGCUUUAAGUGAUGUUGCCAAAGUACAUAUUGAAGUUAUUCAGCUCAACCAGCAUGCACCCAAGUUUACCUUGUCUGUAUUUCGGGCUAAUGUUACUGAGGAAAAGGUUAUACGUAAGUUCCUGCAACUUAGAGCAAGUGAUGAAGACCCAGACGAUAAAAUAGCGUAUCAUCUUCUCAGCUCCUCAAAUGCAGAAAGUACAGUGAAUUGGACAGAUUAUUUCAGCAUUUCAUCUUCUGGUUGGAUCAGUGUGAAGAAUAAAAUAGACAGAGACACUUUGAAUAUUUCUCAAGCAUCGCUGAAUGUUUAUGCUGUGGAUAACGGACUUCCACCCAAAACCGGCUCUACACUGCUUCUUGUAAAUAUUAGUGAUAUUAAUGACAAUAUUCCAGAUUUUGUAGGAUAUAACAUGACAUACGUCAUUGAAAUACCUCAAAAUACACAAGGAAACAAAAAAUGGUGGCUUCCAGAAGCCUUAGAUCCUGAUGAAGGUCAGAAUGCUAAGGUGAAAUACAGUGUACAGUUUGUACCCAACGAAGAUCCAGAAAUGACAGCAUUGUUUGAUGAAGUAUUCUCUGUCAGCAAAGACUUACGCAAACUUAUCAUCAAAAAACCUUUACCGACAAGCAGUUGGAGACCAGAAAAUUUCAGUGUUGCACUUCUUUCCUACAGAGCUCGAAAUGUUGCUCCCCUUGAGAAAGCAACAAAACAGUCAGGAAGAGAUGAAAUUUAUAUACGUGUAAAAAUGAUCUCCAAUAAUACCAAUUUCUACCAACCACACUUCAUCGGUGUUACUGAUCCCUUGAUCCUGUCAAUAUCAGAAAACACUUCAAUUGGAGCAAACCUGUUCCAGUUUACUGCAAUAGAUGGAGAUAAAGGUUCAAGUGAAAACAUUACCUAUUCCAUGCAAACAAACAGUGCGAAGACUAAAUGGUUAUUUGAACUCAAUAAGCAAACAGGAUCUCUUCAACUUCAAAAUGCAAUCCAAGAGAAUGAUAUUGGAAACUACACCCUAUGGGUCAUUGCCAGCGACAAUGAUGUUAUUCCAAAAACAAAAUCACUAUUUGUAUGGAUAGAAAUUAUAGAACUGAGAGAAGUGACUGUGACAUUAGCUCCACCAACACUUGAUAGUUAUGGUUGGUCAUCAAUUACCAUACCAUUUCCCAUUCUUACUGGUGCUGCUGCUGGAGUUCUGCUCGUUGUCUUUUCAUUGCUGGGACUUCUUAUAUGUCAGUGUAAAAGACGUACACAACGAAGACCUCGACAGAUGCCUCCAGAAGAGGACCAAUACCAUGAAGCUAUUCAUGAUAAACAUUCCCUACCUCAAAAAACAGAAUUUUGGUCACUGCCUGGAAUUGAACUUGGAAUCUUGGGGUUAGUAGCCUGCACCCUUAACCACUACACCAUAUGCCCCGCUCGCCGCCCUGAUCUUGUCCGUGCAACGCGACAUGAUGGCCAUGAAAGCCAGCAGUUACUUUCACCCAGCAUGAGAGCUGGUGCCAAAGACAAUGCUUAUACUCACCUCCGCAAAUCGACUGGCCCAAUGGGUGGAGUCAGUCUGCCUGGACUUGGUCCCGAACGUCACUUCAUGGACUCCGCAUCACCCUCUUCCAACACUCCGUCACGAAACACACUGGAAACUGACUAUGCCAUUCCUGCUAUUCCAGAUCCUGAUUAUGAAGAUUUCCCACCACCGCCACCCCACCUUGAAGACCCCUACAUGAUGGUUUCGACUCCAAAAUUAGCUUCUUUUAGGUCCAAAGUAUGAUAACCUGUACAUAGAAGCAUCUCGUAAGAUAUUUCAGCUGGAACACUUUCAUAUCAAACAAUGUUAAGAAAACCAAAGAGUUCCUCUCCUAUAGCUCUACAUAUGGAUAAAAACUAUCUGUAACACACACACACACACACACACCCUUGAAAGUGUUGCAUAUAUAUGUCUCUUGGAAUGUGUGUCUCUUUCUUCUCAACCCUAUCUCUUCUCUAUCACAUACACACACACACACAUACACAUGUAUAUGUGUAUGUGCAUACUUUCUCAUACAUGCUUUCAAGCAUCUACAUAUGUAUGCCAACAUACACAUACAUAUGUAUGCAUGUGUGUAUUUGCAUGUGUGUGCAUGUAUAUAUAUAUA
Messenger RNA from Octopus bimaculoides (California two-spot octopus), 7300 nucleotides. Its product is annotated as protocadherin Fat 4. Gene Ontology annotation, biological process: cell migration; homophilic cell-cell adhesion; multicellular organism development. Gene Ontology annotation, molecular function: calcium ion binding; cadherin binding; beta-catenin binding. NCBI's taxonomy places the organism in Eukaryota, Metazoa, Mollusca, Cephalopoda, Octopoda, Octopodidae. The record is from RefSeq and is a predicted model, not a curated record. Gene Ontology annotation, cellular component: plasma membrane; catenin complex.